Trichobilharzia szidati is the source of this 4359-nucleotide messenger RNA. The record is from the annotation of a GenBank genome assembly. Lineage: Eukaryota; Metazoa; Platyhelminthes; Trematoda; Strigeidida; Schistosomatidae.
CCGAAUAAUUAGCGCGCUCACCAGAUUUUCUUAUCAGCGGUGUGUCCCGCACAUUUACCAGUUUGCGUGUUGUUUGUGAAUCCCCAGGGACUUAAUUCACUACUCUUUCGGAUUGUCUCAUGGAAUUAUACUCCCAGCUUAAUCGUGCUCAGCUUAGUUACGACUAUCUUCACACCAACUCGACGACCCAUGAGUUUCUUUUUGGUGCAAUCGCGGAACUUAUUGAUAAUGCUCGUGAUGCUGGUGCGACAGAGCUGGACAUAUAUACAAUUAAGGACAGUUCCGUACGUGGGAAUUUCCUACUCUGUUUUGCAGACAAUGGUUGCGGCAUGACAACAGAUGAGGUCAAAAAUGUCAUAAUAUUCGGGAAGUCACUAAAGAAGUGUGAGGACAGUGCCGCCAUAGGUAUGUAUGGGAAUGGCUUAAAAUCUGGUUCUAUGCGAAUUGGAAAGGACUUGAUUUUGUUCACCAAAAAGGAUGGCAUAUACACAUGUUUAUUUCUCUCAAGGACUUUCCACGAAGAGGAGAAACUUGAUGAGGUAGUUGUUCCUAUGCCCUCGUUUAAAGGCACAGAGAAAACUCCUAUUGCGGACACUCCUGAAGAGAAGAAGAAACAUGAACUCGAAAUGUUUAUAAUUCUGAAGUAUUCGCCAUUCCGCUGCAUGAAGGAUUUCUUCGCACAAUUUGAUAAACUUAAAGAGAAUUCAGGGACCGUAGUGAUUAUAUACAAUAUGAAGCUUCUCGACCAUGGAGGACCUGAGUUGGAUGUAACUACAAAUACCAGAGAUAUACUUCUUAGCCCUGGUUCAGAACAAGAAGAGACCGUUGAACCGGAUGCAGAAGUUAUGCUCCCACCUGAAAGACGCAGUCUUCGGGCGUAUGUAUCAAUUCUCUAUUCUGACCCUCGUAUGAAGGUGUAUUUACAAGGUCGGAAAGUACAAACCAAAAGACUACUUGCAACGCUGCAUAGUGCUCGAAAAUACAAUUUUGCUAGUAAAACUUUUCGUACCAGAGCUGAAGCAGAUUUAGCAAAAGCUAAAAAUGAUGUGAGAAUAGCUGAGCUUCGUGCUCAAGAGGCAGAAAGCAAGGCUCGGGAUUGUGAACUUCGCUACCAAGGCUCCGAAGACCCUGAACAUUUGCGUCAAAUACGUCGUCUUAAAAAUGCUGCUGCCGAGCUACGUUCAGCUGUGGAAAUGAAACAAAAUAUUGUUGCAAGAAAAUCAAAAUCAAUCAAGGAUCCUAAGACGCUUACAUUCUAUUUCGGUGUAAAUGUUAUGAAUCGUGCUUGUGAUGGUAUGUUUGUCUAUAAUUGUUCGCGUUUAAUCAAAAUGUACCAACGGAUUGGGCCACAACAAGAUUCUAGUAUGAUGUGCCGUGGUGUAGUUGGAAUUGUUGAUGUCCCCUAUAUGGUCCUUGAGCCCACACAUAAUAAACAAGAUUUUGCAGAUGCUAAAGAAUAUCGUCAAUUAAUGCGUGCAAUGGCAGAUCAUUUAAUGCAGUAUUGGGAUGAUCUUGGAAUCGAUAAAGAAUCAGAUAGUUUAAUACGAUUUUGGAAAAGUUUUGGUUAUUUGUCAGCACGUUGGCGGGAUCCACCCAGUAUAGAGGAUAAAUAUGCCCGUCGUCGUUGUUGUUCCGUUUCUAUUUGUGUCCAGUGUGAUAAAUGUCUAAAAUGGAGAAUACUUCCGUUCUCACAAAGUCUUGUCGGACGAGAUGUCCCAGAUAAUUGGCAAUGUCGAGAUAACACGGAUCAUAAGCAUAAAAAAUGUGAAGAUCCUGAAGAAGAUAUGAGUCCGCCAAUGGGAGUUCUUAAGCGAAAAAUUAAAACGAAAGAACAAAGACAAGCAGAACUUGAAAAACAAAUCCGCAAAAAACAGGAGGAACUUGAAUUAAUUCAAGAUCCGGAUGAUGAAAAAACUGAUGAUUCCAGUGCCACUUCUAACCGUAGUAGUCGGUUAAGUGGAUCUGCCAAUGGCAAAUCUCCACGUAAACGGCCUUCUCAACCACCUCAACCUACUGCAGAUCCUCCGAACAAAAAAUCCACUCAUGCUCCUCCGCCGCCGCCGCCUCCUCGUGCUAUGACAGUUGCUGAUAAGAAACGUCAAGCUGCUGGAUUAGCAUCAUCCAAUGGUCCUUCAUCUACAACAGCUGAAAAGCGUACUGGUUUACCGUUACCGACAAUUAAUCAACGCCAACCACGUCCUGGUGGAUUAGUCCCUAAAAUCCCACAGCGUAAUUCAAUUGCUCCUAAAGUACGCAGAGUUACAACAGCUGAAGAUGAAAGCAGCAAUGAAGAGACUAGUGAUGAAGAAGAAGACGAGGAGGAGGAGAAGGAGAAAGAGAAAGAAGUCACUAAGCAGACAACUCCGAAAACUAAUCGUAACAAACCAAUUACUCCUCCAUCAAAAGUGAAUAAUCCUGUUGUUGUUGCAGCGACGAGUAGUUCAACAGUACCGAGUACUUCUCAAUCCCAAGAGAGAAAUACAUCGAAAAGCACUGAUGAAGUAAAUGGAAAGAAGACCAGUAAUACGGAAAAGAGUCCUGUACAAGAUGUAAUUACAAUGCAUCAUCGGAACAGAAAUUCAACGGAUCGUGAUAAUAAUGGUGAGGUAGCAUCGAUUCCAACAAAUAAAGAUUCGCUGGUAAAUGAGAAUUCAGUUGGAGAUAAAACAACAGAGGUGAAUUCCUCUUCAACUGUAGUAACCUCUUUACCCUCAGAAACGAAUAUUGCAAUGAAUAGAAAAAUCCAAGAGAAAUUCAAGGUUUGUUUACGAUAUUUCUUACCGCCGUCAUGGUCAGUGGAAAAGGAUAGAAUCCAUACACUUACAGAAUCAGAUCUUGCAAGCUUCCCUUUAGAAGAUUUCUUCGAUAGAUAUGAACAAGGUCUUCGAAAUCUGUUAACCUCCUUCCAACAGGAAACCGCAGUAGUCACAGAUCAACUGACAGAAUUACGGUCCAAUGUGUGUGAAUUUCUGAAGAAAUACGAUCCAGACUUCAAAGAACCCUUGACUAAUAUCGAAGAAGUGGAUAAUUAUCUGAAAAAUUUCCUUGCAAAAAGUUGAAUUCCUCCGCUCAUCAUAAAAAAAGACAACAACUAAACCAACCAUUGGUUGGUGGUUGAAUUAAUCUUUUCCCUGUGCAAACGGAGUUUUCUCCCUCUCCUCUCCUCUACUCAUGCGCGCAGCUGUUAUAUAUAUAUACAUAUAUUAUAUACAUAUAUAUAGUAAUUAUUAUUAUUAUUAUGUAUGCCUCUUUUAUGGUUGGUGUCUCACCGAAUCUCUUUUGACUCUUCUCUUUUUGUGCAUAUUAAUGUAUUCCUUCAACAAUUGUCUGUCUAUAAAUCUACGUGUUGUUACUCUAUAUAUAUCUGUAUACAGCAUAGCAAAACAACGACAACAACAAAAAAAGUAUAAUUGAAUCAAGACAUUUAGUUUCAUCUGUUAGACAACACUUUCUGUAUAUGUCUAUAGAAGUUGUUGAUAUGAUAAUGUGACAAUUAUGGUUUUUUAUGUUGUUGUUUUUUUCCUCCAUCACCUACCUAUCUUUGUAAUUAAAUAAUUAAUUAAUUAAUUGAUUGAUCUUACUUGUCAUUCCAGCUCUCUUCUUUUUUGCAUCCUUUAUUCGACGCAUGCUCUUAACUGUGCCAUUUAUCCAUACAUCCAUCUGUCUAUCUAUCCUAUUUAUUACACUGCCACUUUAGGAGUGGUGUUGUUAUCCCUUCGUAUAUAUAUAUAUAUAUAUAUCGCCUUUCCCAUUUUACUGCAUAGAUUGACCUUUUGUUUACUCUCCACUCCGCUCCUCUGCUCUGCUCUACUUGACUGAUGGCAAUCUGAGGUGUCUAUCUAUACAGCAGAGAAUUAAUUAGGGUAGUGACCUGCUGAUAUUACGCAUACUAAUACUACUACUACUACUAUUGCGACGACAACAAUUAAUGACAACCGUGUCGCUUCUGUACAGUCAUCCUCUUGAUAAUAGUGAUAAUGUUGAAAUCUCUUUAUUUGUAUAACGUUAUCGUAGUUCUUGUUUGUUGGUAAAGAGUUACUACUUAUUAUUAUUAUGAUUAUUAUUGUAUCUUUUGUUGUGUAUACCUACCUGUGUGUUUACAACCAAGGUUAAUUAACAUUGUAUACGAUACAUCAAAAAAGGGAUUAUCCCCUUUUCUUUUCUUCUUUUCCCUGUAUAUUCAACACAAUUUUAGCAUUGUAUUUUUUUCCCUAUCUUUACUUACAUAAAAAAAUGCAAUCGAUUUCCGUUGCAUUAGUAGUGCUAAUCAUAAUAAUAUUGUAAUAUCUGUUGAUCACUACUACUACUGUUAAAGAAAGAGUAGAAAAAAAAUAAUAAUAAUAAAACAAUCGUUGAUCG